AUGCUCUACGAUGCUUGCGCCUCCGAGGCUGCAUUGUUGGGCAUCGACGCGGGGUCACUUAAUGGUGGAAGCCCCGGAGGCACGUGCAACCACCAAGUGGCUCUCAUAGCUUGCGACCAUGACGCAGACAACUACACAAUCUGGACCUGGGGGAUGAGGAAGUACCUGACGAGGGCAGACAUCUUCGAGCCUCGUUAUUCGUUGCAGGAUGCCGCCCAGAAGCUAGGGCUGUCCGAGGAACGCCUGGCGAACUACACGAGCAACGCCAGCGUGUUCGGCGGCAUGUUUUGCACGGCGAUCCUCUCGGACGAUAUCACGUUUGCGACGCUGUGA
This is a messenger RNA of Prorocentrum cordatum, 333 nucleotides long. NCBI's taxonomy places the organism in Eukaryota, Dinophyceae, Prorocentrales, Prorocentraceae. The record is from the annotation of a GenBank genome assembly.